CUCGAUGGCUGCCUGGAAGGGCGCAGUGGGGCCGUACCAGAGGCUCGGACACCCCGAGCCCGCCGGGAGCGGCGCCCGACCCCCGGCGCUGUGAGGACAGGGCCCGACAGGCCCGCGUCGCCAUGGCGACAGCGCGGCGCUGCGGCCAUGGCGGCGAGGGAGGAGAAGGGCGAGGAUGUCCUAGUAGCUGAAAUUGAGAAAAAGAUUACAGAAACUUUUGAGGUGUUUGACCGUGAAUCCAAUAAAACUGUGGAUGUCAGGGAGAUUGGUUGCAUUGUCAGAGCACUGGGUUGCUUCCCAACUGAGGCAGAAGUACAGAAACUGCUUGAACAGAUAGAAGUAGAAGAACCGGGUGGAUUUGUUCAUCUGGAACAUUUUCUUCCAGUGAUGACAAAAGUUCUACUUGACAAAAGAUUCCAACCUAUUCCAGAAGAUGUUAUUCUACAUGCAUUUGAGGCUUUGGAUGAGAAUAAGUGUGGAUAUAUUACCAAAGACGACCUGGUCAAACAUUUGACUCAAGGAGGUGAGCCCUUUACUCAGGAGGAGAUGGAGGACAUGCUUGCUGUUGCUCUAGAUCCAGAAACAGACAUCCUUCACUACAGAGAUUACCGUAUAAAGCUGGUAGUAGAUGAAACCAAGACCUUCCCUUUUAAUGGCUGAGAUGCCUUUUGGUAACAGCACUGUGGCUUGACAGAUAGUUGAAAUUUGUAUUUUAAAGUAUAACAAAGCUCAGCUUGUGACUCGGUGCUUAUAAUUAAAAUGAAAUCUGCGUAGUUACGUUUCCUUGGGUUCUGAGUGUGUGUAUAUACAUAUAAAAAUAUCUUCACACCUGGAAAAAGAGCUCUUGACAGAAAAACUGUGUAAGGUCUGGACAAGAAAUCAUGGAAUUUUGUUGGAAAAUAGCAGGAAAAAUAAUGUUAAUGAAGUCAAGAAAUAACUUUAUGAUUGCUUUUGAAAAACUAAGAGAAAAUGAGACCCAUGAAAAUGUAAUAAGCAGGUAAGUGAGUAUCUUAAGGUGACUAAUACUAGUAAGAUGAAGCUUUUAUAUUUAACUGUAGUCCUUUUUUGUGUUUAACUAAUAAGGAACCAGGUAGGUUACACCUUUUGAAGUAAUAUAAUAGAUCAAAUAAACUUUCUGUAAUUUCUAGUGUUUUUCAAGUAUUUGUAUUUUGUUUACCAUAAGCAAUUGAACUGGACCAAUUAGUUCCAGUUUAUAUUACUAAUCCACUGACAUGGUAUUUUGCUUUCAUUUUAAAUGUGCAGGGAACACUCCAACCAUUUCCAUAGUUAACCUAAUCCUUGAGAACAUUUUGGUUACUAUAGGCAAACCAGUAACCAGUUUGAAAGUCAGUAAUUUCAACUUUUGUAACCAGUUUGAAAGUCAGUAAUUUCAACUCUUUAAAACUUAAGAUCGCAGAAUGAGAAUUUGAUUUUCAUAAACUGAUGAAGCACCAUUUUUUGAAAGAUAUUAGUGUAGAAUGGAUGUCUCAGUUUUACUUGCUAGCAGACCACCACAAACCUCACAGCUCUUCUUAUUUCUAGUUUGAUACUUUUCUGUUACUGUACUGCUGUUCUUUAACUUGAGUUGAAGUUCUUUCCCUUUGAGUUCUUGCUGUACAUAAUCUUCUGACAUGUGACCAGCAGCUGAUGAGGUCUCAGCUUGUAGGAGAUUGUGUGUUUUGCUCCUCAAGAGUAACAUCUUGUACUUUGUACUCCACCCCAUUUUUACAACUCUCUGUCAAGUUUGCUUUCCUCCUGUACUAUGUUCUACCUCUCCUUUGUUCCAUCUGCAUGAUCCAGGUCUGUGUCAUCCACAGCCUUCUUGAAAGGCUGAAAUCCAGGGAAGACUGCCACAGAGAGGCACUGAGUGCCUUGCUCCCUGUCAUGCCUUUCUAGUGGCAGUGCUGAGAAGAGAGCCAAGGACCCCUCCUCAUAUCAGGUCUUUUGUCCUACCCAUUUGUUUCCUUUGGGCUGGAAGCUCAGACAAACUGUUUUCAUGCACAGCUAAAAGUGACCUGCUGUGCUGCACACAGAAGAGAUUAGCAUGAUCUAAAUGGGGUGGUGGAAGCAGUCUGAAAGAGACCACUUUUUGAUUCACUUUUUACUUCUCUAACCCAAAUUAAUGCAGGUAGACAACAAUUGCACAGUUCUAAGCUGCAUCUGGGAAACAUCGUUGCGCUGCUCCUAAGACUCAGCAAUGCACUCUGGUUAACACGUUUACUGUGUGUUCCAACUUCAUUGCCAGUAAGAAGGAAAAACAAAGGCUAUCAUUAGUGUUACACUGGAGGAAGAUACAAGUUUUUGAAGAUUAACACAAGAUCAACAAAAUCCUAUUAAGAAAAUACAUUUUUAUUAGUCUUCUUCAGUCUCUCUUUCAAAGCUGAAAUUAUUUUCUCUAGAUUAAUCUUUCUUCCAGUUGAUGUGGAAGUGUGUUAUACUGGAUUUCUGACACAGUUGGUGUGAGUACAAGUUUCAUUCAUAUGAAGUCUUGGAGUCCUUGUCAGUGUCAUCUUGGAUAUCAGCAGGAAGAUGCUUAUUUCAGGAUAUCAUUUCAUAGCUCCCAGUGCUCCAGAGAGAGCACAGUUUGUUUCUAGUGGUGUUUCCCCAGAGGCUGCCUCAGCUGUUGCUGUGUCAAAUCAGGAUGUCCACAUACAACACUGUUACCUUUCAUAGUGCAGAUGGGAGAUUAACAUGCAUUCUUUUAUAAUAUAUAUAAUUUUUUAUUUUGCAAUCCUCAAAUGCAAGGAAAGAGAGUAUUCUGGCAAUAAAAAAGUGAGAUUGUGAAUGUGUCCGAAUUUAUUGUACAGCAGAUCUUCCAGUUCCAUUUUCUUAUACUCAUCCUCAAGAAAGAUAUGUGCAAACAGGACAGACAAAAGCAAGAUGCAGUCUUCUCUUUGGGCAUAAGUAAGCAAUUUUUACUGCCCAGAGAGUUUCCAAACUAGGGGUGAAAGAAUUGUCAAGAACCAAUCUCAGACUCUGUAGGAUGCUAAAACCUGAGUGCACUCUGCCAGCUGGGCUCAAACAGAGUGAUCUGAAGGCUCGUGCAGCAGCUGCCCCAUGGGUCACCCCAGAGGAGGCUGAGCAGGGGCCACACAAGGCUGCUCCCUUGCCUAGGCCCUUCAUGACUUGCCAGCCCAUGGCCUCCCAUUUCCCCAUGGUGGUGACUGGGUGCCUGGCUUCUCUGUGCUCCCUGGGGAUGAGCAGGGACCCCUACCCUAGGGAAAGGGAGAGGAGACUUAGGGAACCAUUUUGGUGAAAAUAAAACCCCUCUUUGUUUCUAAAUUUGAAGGGAAAAUAUGUUACUUUAUCCUCUUCUUUGAGGUGAACCGAUUGAACUGCUGAGUGGUCUUGAGCUGUCUCUUAUCACAUGCCUCUCCCUGCUGGCUGUUUUGCCUCUUCCCUCAAGAUCAGGAACCAAGGUAAGGGACUGGAACAAAACCAGAAAUCUCCAGGGAGGAACCAGUGUAGCACCUGGAUUUCACACAGGGACAUAGAGCCAAGGCAUUGAAGAAACUGGGCAAGUCAGAGGGGUUUUUUUUACCUAACUGAAGGAAGGAGAGGGAAGGGAACUCAUUAUCCAGAUGUAAAAAAAGAAAACAAAAUUAAGAGAAGAAAUCAAAGAAGCAAACACUAGAAACCAUCUACAUGUACAACUGAAUCAGCAGGCUGUUUACAUCACUGCUGUGAGUUGUAGGCUGGACAAGGAUUUACUUGUUUAAAAUUUUAAGUAGGUUCAGCUGUGCCAGGACAUAUCUGGUGUAUAGUGGAGACCUCAGUCCUGCUGAUACUGUGGAGGAAUUCUUCUAGCUGCUGAGCUUGUGCUUGGGAGUAUAGUUGCUCUUACCUCAGGUAAUACAUUGCUUUUUGUGUUUCCUUCAUUAUCUUUGAAGUUACUUCUCCAAAACACUCUUCUGUCUGUUAGUGAUAGUCCCAUAUGUAUUCACACCUGAAGACUUCAGUGUUUUCUGAAGACUGCAAUGCAUACCAACAUGAUAUUUACAGCUGCUUGAGACUCUCCACUGGCUGUGGGCAGAAACAGAGGUUGCAGGACUUCCUCCAUCAAAAUGCUAAUGGGCCAGCAUCAGAGCUGGGACUCCAGGGAAAGAACUGGGCUGUUCAUCUGUGCACCUCCAUCCAUAAUAUCACACAGGAGGCAAUGUCAGCUGGAAGCUAAAAAAUGAAGAGAAAGUCUGCUCUGUUUUCUCAGGAUAACACAGAAGUUGAACUUCAUUGCUCACACCUUGCCUGUUCUCACAGGGGAAGCAAAGGCUUUACAGUGAUCCAGAUACAAGAGGAAAUGCUGAACAGCAAAAUGCAGACAUUUGUGACAUAAAGUUAGAAAAAGUGACCUACAGGUAGAUGUGCUGAACCCUUACACCUUUUACAUGCAAUGUUCACCCCCAAGACAGAUAAUAUCAAUCAAGUCCUGUGCUGUUAUAUGCUUACAGAAAGGUGAGCGCAGGAAAAACAUUUGAAUUUAGAGAAAAAAAUACACAAAUCAAGAUGGGAAAUAAAGUCCAAUUUGGUGAUGAGGGCUCGCCAGAUUAAGUUCCUACAAAACAAGAAGCAGCAACACCUGCAUUCAGAGUCACAGUGAAAGAGUGGCUUCCUGGGCUAAUAUGAAAUCUUCAGGAGCUCAAUAACCAUGGAAACCUCAGUGAAAGGAAUGCAACUUCAAUAAAAUUCAGAAAAGAGAAGAAGAAAUGGUAAUUGGAGAACUGUCAGAGGCAAAAGUACAUGUAUUUCCUUCCCCAGAGAUGCUUGUAAUACAAACAGGUUUUAUUUUUAAACAAAAAUAUUCUUACUGGCAUCUAUAGGAAACUAUUUGGUGCAAAGGCUUUGUAAUAUCUUUUCUACAGUUGUCACUUAUCUGCAUUUAUGAAGGCCUUGGUUUUAGAAACUUUUGGACAAAUUAACUCUCAGUUUUCACUUAUAAGUAAUAAGAAAUAAUCUGUCAUCCUCACUUCUCUCAAUAGCUUCAAAACCAAUAAAAGCCAACUAAAAUAAGUAGCUCUGGAAGCAUGCCUUUCUACCUUGUAUUUAAUAUGUAUUGUACUGUCCCUUAUUAGGAGCCAAGUUUGUAUUAGUGCUGUUCAAAUACAACUAUUAUUUCUAUACUCAGUGAGGUCUGUGAGGGACAUUGUCAGAAACUACAGGUAAAUAAUGGUGGGGAAAAAACCAGCUCUCUGCAUCAGUUAAUGAAUAAAGCUCAAGGAGCAACAGAAGGAACAAUGCAUUCACCACUGCUAAAAUUUAACUCUGUAACUUUCAAUAAAAAUUCAUAACAAGGACAAUAAAAAUGGCAACAGAGGAACAUUCUUCCCCUUUCUCUAUUGUCAUUACCUUCUGUUUGUUCAGCACUCAUGUGUAUCCAGCUGAGACCCUGUAAGUUCACUUUCC
Molecule: messenger RNA, 5400 nt
Organism: Zonotrichia leucophrys gambelii
Lineage: Eukaryota; Metazoa; Chordata; Aves; Passeriformes; Passerellidae
Gene: EFCAB2
Product: EF-hand calcium binding domain 2
Exons: 8
Coding region: 148-660 (170 amino acids)
Cellular component (GO): sperm principal piece
Molecular function (GO): calcium ion binding
Source: RefSeq, a predicted model, not a curated record